AUGUUCGGUGAAACCGCAGUUCCAUUGAUCGAUACAGCAAAGCGUACAAGGAAAACUCAAAAUGUUUCACUUUAUGAAGGAGAUAAAGUUCGUGAAAUUCUUGAUGAAAUAAGCAUUUUACAAGAUCAAUCUUUAAACAAUCAAAGUCUCGACGACCUAAAUAAUCCUGACGAUGAAACAAAGUUGUUAAUUCAACUCGUUCAAAAUCACAAUUUAAAAGUUUUAAAACUUUAUCAUUCCCAAAGAUCCGAAAAAGUCAAAUUCUUUGCAAUUCAAGAAUUACCACUAUCUCAAGAAACGAGAUUAAAAUUAUCCGAAAGAGAAAGAAUUUUUCAUUCAAAAUAUAGCGAUUUGUUGAGAAAAUAUAAAUGUGAAUAUCCACCUUCGCUUAAUUUGUCUGCCACUUUAGUGCCCCCCAAAGAAGCUCUGACUGCUGUUCGGGUGCUUAAGGAUAUCGGUGAUUUAAUGACACAAAAUGGAUAUGUCGAAUUUCGGAAAGGAACUCAAGCGAUUGUUAGGAAAACCGAUCCUACUAUCGAAAAAUUAUUAAAAUUAGGGUAUCUAAAAAUAAUUGGAAACAAAGAAUCCUCGAUCAUAAAUCCAAUAUAG
Messenger RNA from Cetraspora pellucida, 609 nucleotides. NCBI's taxonomy places the organism in Eukaryota, Fungi, Glomeromycota, Glomeromycetes, Diversisporales, Gigasporaceae. The record is from the annotation of a GenBank genome assembly.